Molecule: messenger RNA, 363 nt
Organism: Cyphellophora attinorum
Lineage: Eukaryota; Fungi; Ascomycota; Eurotiomycetes; Chaetothyriales; Cyphellophoraceae
Exons: 1
Coding region: 1-363 (120 amino acids)
Source: RefSeq, a predicted model, not a curated record
AUGUCCCAUCCAACUCCCCAACUCACACUCUUCGUCACCUUCCACGUCCAACCCUCCAAGAUAGAAGCAUGGAAAGAAGCCCACAGACCCGUGUGGGCCGCCUGUGCCGCAGAACCGGAAUGCAUACUCUUCGACGUGUUCCACGAUCCCGCGAAGCCAGGUGUGUUCCGACUUGUCGAAGUGUGGAGUGAGAGUCGGGAGUGGUUUGAGACCAAGCAAUUGACUAAGCCUUACUAUGACACGCUGUGGGAGAAGUCGAAGCCGACGUGGGAGAAGGAGGUGGAGAUUGAGUACUUUGAGAGACUAGGGGAGGGCGGGAGCUACAAAGGCAGCUAUUUGGAAGGUAUGAAGCGGAUGGCAUAG